CAGAAAUGCUCUCCCUAGUUAAGAAAAUAUUUCCUACACUACUGCACAAUGUUUUUUAAAUAAGAAAGUUCACUUUCUUUUAGAAUAGGCUUUUGUUCUUUUUUCCUGCAAAAAUGUCAGUUUCUGGAAAGAAAGAGUUUGAUGUGAAACAGAUCCUGAGGCUACGCUGGAGGUGGUUCAGUCACCCCUCUCAAGGUUCCACAGGCACUGGAGGCUGCCUUCAGGAAGGAUAUGAGCAUAGAGGGACACCGGUUCAGAAUAGGUUGAAGAGCCACUCUCGGGACAGAAAUGGGCUAAAGAAAAACAGUCCUGUUCACCACAAUAUACUGGCACCAGUGCCAGGUCCAACCCCUGUGCACCACCGAUCUGUUCAAACCUGGCAUCAACAAAACCUCAUAGAACAGCUGCGAGCAAAUGAGGAUAUUCCCAAAGCAAGCACAGAGGAAAAUUGUGUUAAAGAAGAUUCAAGUAAAAAUAUACAGGAGUUGCAGAUGAUCACAGACGAAAAUACAGAUGAAUCCACUGAGAGAUUAUCAAUAACUAGCUAUUCACCCACUGGAAUGAACACCAAUGGCUCAGAUGAAUACUUCCAAUCCACAAAUCAUGCAGAGCAGACAUUCCGCAAGAUGGAGAACUAUCUCCAGCAGAAGCAGCUGUGUGAUGUUCUUCUCAUUGCCGGAAAUUACAAGAUUCCAGCUCACAGAUUGGUUCUUAGUGCCGUAUCUGAUUAUUUUGCUGCAAUGUUUACUAAUGAUGUGCGUGAAGCGAAAGAAGAGGAGAUCAAAAUGGAAGGAGUGGACCCAGAUGCACUGAAAGCUUUGGUGCACUAUGCCUAUACAGGUGUUUUAGAGUUAAAGGAAGACACUAUAGAAAGUUUGCUGGCUGCAGCUUGUCUUCUCCAGCUGUCUCAAGUCACUGAAGUGUGUUGCAACUUUCUUAUGAAACAGCUCCAUCCUUCAAACUGCUUAGGGAUUCGAUCCUUUGGAGACGCGCAGGGUUGCAUGGAACUCUUGAAAGUGGCGCAUCUGUACACUAUGGAACACUUCACAGAAGUGAUAAAGAAUCAGGAAUUUCUUUUGCUUCCUGCUAGUGAAAUAGCAAAACUCCUGUCUAGUGAUGACAUCAAUGUACCAGAUGAAGAAGCCAUAUUCCAGGCUUUAAUGAUGUGGGUGAGACAUGAUUUGCAAAACAGGCAACGAGACUUAGGAAUGCUCCUCUCUUACAUUAGACUGCCACUACUCCCACCACAGUUACUAGCAGAUCUUGAAAAUAGCCCAAUGUUCACGCAUGACCUUGAGUGUCAGAAACUUCUUAUGGAAGCUAUGAAGUAUCAUCUCCUACCAGAAAGAAGGUCCAUGAUGCAGAGUCCUCGAACUAAACCUAGGAAGUCUACAGUGGGUGCACUUUAUGCUGUGGGAGGCAUGGAUGCUACUAAAGGCACCACUACAAUUGAGAAAUAUGACCUUAGGACAAACAGUUGGAUACAAAUUGGUACCAUGAAUGGUAGACGAUUGCAGUUUGGAGUAGCAGUAAUUGAUAACAAGCUCUAUAUUGUGGGAGGAAGAGAUGGCCUGAAAACCUCUAAUACAGUUGAAUGUUUCAAUCCAGCUACCAAAGUUUGGACUAUAAUGCCUGCUAUGUCAACUCACAGACACGGCUUAGGCGUAGCAAUGCUUGAAGGACCAAUGUAUGCUGUUGGCGGUCAUGAUGGAUGGAGUUAUCUUAAUACAGUAGAAAGAUGGGACCCCCAGGCACGGCAAUGGAAUUAUGUUGCUAGCAUGUCAACUCCUAGAAGCACAGUGGGGGUUGCAGCAUUAAAUAGCAAAUUAUAUGCAGUUGGUGGACGGGACGGCAGCUCCUGCUUAAAAUCCAUGGAAUGCUUUGAUCCUCAUACUAACAAAUGGAGUAUGUGUGCUGCAAUGUCUAAGAGGCGAGGCGGUGUUGGAGUUGCAACGUACAAUGGAUUUUUAUAUGCAGUGGGAGGUCAUGAUGCACCAGCUUCCAACCACUGUUCUAGACUUUCUGAUUGUGUGGAAAGAUAUGAUCCUAAAACUGACACCUGGACAACAGUGGCACCUUUAAGUGUACCACGUGAUGCUGUUGGCGUUUGUCCUCUUGGGGACAGAUUAUAUGCAAUAGGAGGCUAUGAUGGACACAGUUACCUGGACACUGUGGAGUCAUACGAUGCACAAAAUAAUGAAUGGACAGAGGAAGUCCCUGUCAAUAUUGGAAGAGCUGGAGCUUGUGUUGUUGUGGUGAAAUUGCCAUGAUGGAUGUCCCUGGUGUGAAAUAAACCCUGAGUACAGUUCCAUAAAAACCAUGUGACAGGAGGAGAAGAAACAAGUUCCAGAACAUAAUACAAACUACAUACCGUAUAUACUCAUUCAUAAUCUAAAUAUUUCUGGUAAAAAAAAGGGACGCAUCAAGGAAAAACCGGUCUACCACAAAAUUUGAUGAUUUUGAACUCUGUGAAAUCACUGAAUUGAAUAUCAAAUACAUUGUUGUUGUUUAGUUUACCUGGAGUGUCUGCAGGCCACAAGGAGCUGAGGGGCUCCAUGCCUGCAGAUGCUCUAAGUAAACAAAACAUCCAGCCAGCGGCUUACCUUGCCGAUAUAUUUAUGUCAAUACUGCAGUCUUUUAAAAUUGCAAAGGCUUUGUUUAGUGGACUGGUUGGCUUGAAAGGAAUACUAAAAGAGCAGUACUGCAGAUUUGCAUGACAUUUGACCCAUGCAUUUCACAAAAUGCUAUGCCUUACAAGCAAUCAGAAAAAUACAAUGAAUGAUAAUACUAUAGCACUAGCGUCAGUCCGCUACUGUGUAAUUUGAUCUCUUCAUGCAUUUCUCCAAUGGACCUCUUGGAGUGUUUGCAGGCAUGGAGCCCCUCAGCUCCCAG
Messenger RNA from Gopherus evgoodei (Goodes thornscrub tortoise), 2892 nucleotides. RefSeq names its product kelch like family member 4 (gene KLHL4). Bases 114 to 2270 code for a protein of 718 amino acids. Gene Ontology annotation, molecular function: protein binding. Lineage: Eukaryota; Metazoa; Chordata; Testudines; Testudinidae. The transcript is spliced from 12 exons. The record is from RefSeq and is a predicted model, not a curated record.